This is a messenger RNA of Gadus morhua (Atlantic cod), 1860 nucleotides long. Its product is annotated as SYCE1 domain-containing protein. Bases 148 to 666 code for a protein of 172 amino acids. The transcript has 9 exons. Gene Ontology annotation, biological process: synaptonemal complex assembly. NCBI's taxonomy places the organism in Eukaryota, Metazoa, Chordata, Actinopteri, Gadiformes, Gadidae. The record is from RefSeq and is a predicted model, not a curated record. Gene Ontology annotation, cellular component: synaptonemal complex.
UGACCCCACACGUGACACGAGCAAAUUUGAGGACUCAUUUUUUAAAUGUUUACCGUUUAAAGAUUUCAAAAACACUCUGUCCCGAAGCACGUUUCUUCGAUAAUCGGUGCGAUAACUAGUAUCUUUGUUUACAAAGGACGCAGAGAUAUGGAAGAACUCAAAUUUGAACAGCUGAUGGUCAAGCUGAGAAAACAUCAGGAGGAAAAACUGGUCCUUGACGGAGACGUCGCCGAAUCCCUCUCAGUUCAUGAUGCCUUGUUAGAAGAACUGGCGAAUUUACGAACUGAAGCUUACCAACUCAAAGCUACGCACCGAGACAAAAAAGAGUCAUGCAGGGUUCUGCAGUUCCAAUGCAGAGAGUCAGAGCAGGAAUCCGCUAGACAAUUGCAGCUCAACAGGCAAAGCGAGGAGACGUUAGAACAGUACAGAUGCCAGAUCCAGGAAUUAAAGUUGAAGCACAGAAAGCUGCGGAUGAAGUUUGAAAACCAACUCAAUCAACUCAUAGAGCAGCACAAAAAUCUACUAACUAUAUUUACCCCAGAGAGACUUCCAUCUGAAAUAGAAAGCGCUCAGAAUUCAAAAUGCCAGUUAUUAGCCACUGGUUGUGGCGCCAGGCCUGGACGGAGAUGUCAUCACGUCUCACGAGAGCUCUUGAACAAGGUUUGAUGGAGUUCACUCGAUACUUGUUCAAAAAUAUGCAGUUGAUAAAGACUCUUGAUCGCUUGCUAAUUCCACAACCAAAAUCUCAUAUUAGGAGAAUUUAAUCACUCAGAAUUGAGCGUAUCAGUGCAUCAACGAAAGCACACACAUAUCUUGUGGACUCAUUAACAGAGAAAACACUUAUUUGUUUCACACAUUCGUAUUCACACCACCUCCAUCCCCACCACCACCUGCUCAGCCUACUGCCCUCUGGUACGAGGUACAACGAAGAAGAGCACAACCAACAGACUGAACAACAGCUCUUCCCUUGGGCAAUCGGGGCACUUAACACUUAUAAAACAUUCAACAUACACACAUAUACCUCACUUUAUAUAAAGUGCAGUAUGCUUAUGGCCUUUUAUAUUUUAUUUUUAUCAUUUACCUCGCCUGUCCUUGUCUUGUUCUAAAAAAUGUUCUUGCUAUUUCUGCCUUGUUUUUUAGAAUUGAACUUAAAUUGCCUGUUUGGUUUUUGUGUGUUUAAUGCACCUUAAGUUGGCACUCCCAAUUUUGUUGUAUAGGCGACUGUACAAUGACAAUAAAGGCUAUCUUAUCUCAUCUUAUAGUCAGAACAGAAACCUGGAUAGUUGUUACGCUCAGCCAGUAAGAAGAUAUAAUCAUAUCUCAUAAGAUCUCCAAUCAUCAUGUUUUCAAGUUCUCUAUGAGAGAACAACAGGUAAGGAAACACCUCACUAAUGAUACCUUCCUACUGUUGUCAGAACAUACUUGUCUGUUACGUAGGACCAGGUGCGUUUCUAGGUUUAUUAACACAGUUGGACUAUUUACAGCUACCUAACAAGCAGACUAGGAAAGGCAAGCCCCGGGAGGAUCGAGACAAUCAGAACACAAUUUCAGAAAAGUCAUUAAUGAAUCAUUUCAGUAAUAUUUAUUCCACAGUUAUGCGUCAUGUUUUGCAUUGCUGUAAACAGGAUAAUUCUAUAUAUUUUUUAUUUUUAUUAAAUAGUAGCACCAUGAUGUAGAUAGUGUUACCCGAGGGUCAAGUCAGUUCUGACAUCGUUGCUACGGUAUCAUUGGUGAGGUACAUCCUUACCUGUUUUUCUCUUCAAGAGAAUUACAGAAUAUGAUGAGCGGAGAUCUAAUGAGAUAUGAUUAUAUCUCCAUCCUGGCUGGGCGCAACAACCCUCCAGGACCGUUCUGAUUUGA